This is a messenger RNA of Camponotus floridanus (Florida carpenter ant), 2374 nucleotides long. RefSeq names its product clavesin-2. The transcript is spliced from 7 exons. Gene Ontology annotation, molecular function: phosphatidylinositol bisphosphate binding. The record is from RefSeq and is a predicted model, not a curated record. The coding region runs from base 379 to 1770 and encodes 463 amino acids. Gene Ontology annotation, cellular component: membrane. NCBI's taxonomy places the organism in Eukaryota, Metazoa, Arthropoda, Insecta, Hymenoptera, Formicidae.
CGGUCAGUUCGUCGCCGUAUUCAUCGAGCGGCGCCUACGCCUCGUCGGUGCCGGUUGGCCCUGUGUCACGCAUGUGUCACGUCUCACGCCGUGCUCGCCAUAUUUCGAAUCGCCAGUUUCGCGCCGGACGUUUCGAGCGGCGUUUCGGCUCCUCGCGUUCGACGCGCGCGUUUGACAGUCGAAGUACGUGGAUCGGUUCGCGCGCAAAAUUCGGCGAUGCGUCGCCGAUAACCGUGAAAAAUCGAGUUCCACGAUCGAUCAACAGUCCCUGGAUCGUCGUUGUUGCGGAAUAUCUCGCACGAUUCUUUAAAACCGUUCUCCAAGACCGUUCGUAGGAGCCGGAUGCAAGAUUGACGUGCUUGCAAGAAAAAUAGCGAAAUGUCCGAAUAUUGCGAAUAUAUGUGGUGUGAUCCCGUACGUGGUCACAAUAGCGUCGCCUUGGCACGUAGUAUUUACGAGGAGGGAGGCAAGUUCGAUAAGCGUGACAAGAAGUUAGCCAUUAAAACUGUCAGAGCUAUACUUCGGCAAAUGCCGGAUGUAGACUUGGAGAGUUGCACGGAUGAAUAUAUUACGCGCUUCCUGUUGGCCCGGAAGUAUCGCACCGAGCAAGCAGCUGCACUGAUAGCCGCUUAUCAGGCGCAAAUAGCGCAUCGCCAGGAUAUCUUCGGCAACCUCACCGCUCGGGAUUCCGCUUUGCAACGCGCGCUUCGCGCUGGCAUACCAGGUGUUCUGCCCGCACGAGAUAAGAAAGGCAGAUGCGUGCUGGUUAUUUUAGCAUCGCAAUGGGAUCCCAUAGCUGUGCCCGCAUUGUCCGUUCAACGAGCUAUCUUCUUAGUUCUGGAAAUACUUAUUCAGGACCCUCGAAAUCAGCAAUGUGGUUUCGUCGUUGUGGUAGACUGGAGCGGAUUCUCGUUACGGCAGGGUAGCGCGCUGGGUGCAGCGGCUUUGCGAAACCUAAUAGCUGCUCUACGUGGGCGAUUUCCUGCCCGAUUCAAAGCGAUACACUUCCUUUCAGCGCCCCUGUACGUCCAGGCGACUCUGGCUCUGGUGAAGCCAUUUCUGGAUGAGAAAACGCGAAAUAAGAUCUAUCUGCACGGUAACAAUCUCAGCACGCUCCACGAGCAUCUGCCAACGGACAUCUUGCCGGCGGAGCUCGGUGGAACGGGACCAGCCUUCAACCCGGGAUUAUGGGCCGAGCCGGUCAUCCACUUGGCGAUGAAAGAGGCCGAGCUCGCCGCCGCUACCACGGCCACCAAAAAGGGAAAAGAGCAGCCCGCUGAUCAGAAUAUGCACGUACAAAAACAGACCAACGGGUCAAAAACCGCAAACGGAAACCAUCUGAGGAGCCACGGCUCGACAGUCUUGACGAAUGUGGAUAAAACGCUCUUGAACAAUCAAGCGAAACUUUCUUCCGAAAAAACGCAAACGGAUGUAGAAUUAAACAUAAUAAAUAAGCAAUCGGACGAACAGAGAGAAACGACGAAGUUUACGACAAAAAACGGCGAGAAUAAUACUGAAGAACUAUCGGUACUGGAACGAGACAGUAAUGGAAACGAGAGACAUCAUUUCGACGACAGAACGGAUCAGUUAAGGGAUGACCUGGCGUUUCUCGACCCGGAGAUCAACUUGAAUGAGUUCGAAAUGAUUCCCAGCAGAUCGGGCUGCCAGAGCAGCAAGAAUAAUUCGUUGGAUAAUAGAUUAGAAGGAAAGGCUCUCAUCAUCACUAGUAAUAGAGAGGCACCGUCAGAAAAAACAAAUCUCAUAACGUAACGCUAAUCUCCUGUACAACAGGGUAUUGCUUACUGAUAGGAACUGUAAUGCGUGAGGAUGGGAGGAGGACGCGGGGCAGCGAAUCAAUAAUUAGCCAGGAAUUAAUUAUUCGAGAUUAUCGAAUUAAUUACUCGAGAUUAUCGAAUAUCAAAAGCGCACGUCAGAAGUGGUUAAGAUACUACCGGAGAAAAAAUAUAAAAAAAAAUUAUGUUGCACGCAAACGUCCCGUGACACUAGUGUAUUUCCGAUAUAUUAACGCGCUGACGUUAAUACUUUUUUUUUAUUUGUGAUCGAUUCUCGGAAAUAUGUGUGUGUGUGAUAUAUCGUGGAAUCGAUUCCUAGAAAUAUGUAUAUAUUAUGUCUGCGAUCUGAUCGAUCGUAGGAAUUUCGCCGACCGGAAAAGCUAUUUAACUUGUAGUCAUAUAUCAGUCGUUGACAUUCACUUAGCUUAGAACUCGCUUUCUCGCUUUCUCUCUUUCUCUCUUUCUCUCAUCAAGGGAUUGUCAAGAAAAGCGACUUGUUCUGAAAUACACCAGUGAAUAAUUAAGGAGGAACUGGACGGAUCAGUUACAUCAAAAUUUAUUUCGAGGUCGAUGAAUUUGAC